GCGAUUCAGUUGUUUGCCGAGUGGCGAUACGAGAAUGAAUGCUUGGCAGAGUCUGACACGACGCCUGGCCGUUGCCACAGGCCCCAUUCGAUCACUGGGAAGCGCCUCGGCACAGGCACAGACCCAAACGAGUGCCGAGGAUGUGGAGGCACGUCCCUACAGCGAUGUGCCGCGUCCCGGCAAGCUGCAGUUCAUGCGGAGCUUCAUGCCCGGUGGAGAGUUCAGCGACGCCUCCAUUGUGGACUUCUCGGUGGCUAUGCGGCAGCGGUAUGGCGACAUCUUCGUCCUGCCCGGCAUGUUUGGCAGCAAGGAUCGUGUGGUGACGUUCAGCACCAGUGACAUUGCCACUGUGUUCCGGAAUGAGGGAGCCUGGCCACGUCGCGAAAGCUUCGAUUCGGUUACGUACUUCCGCCAGCACAUUCGUCCAGAUGUCUAUGGGAAUAGCCUCGGCCUGACGGUUUCGCAGUCGGAGGACUGGGGCAAGAUGCGCUCCGCCGUCAAUCCGAUCUUCAUGCAGCCCAAGGGCCUCCGGAUGUACUUCGAGCCGCUGUCCAACAUCAACAACGAGUUCAUCGAGCGCAUCAAGGAGAUACGCGAUCCGAGGACGCUGGAGGUGCCCGAAAACUUCAUAGAUGAGCUGCAGCGCCUGAUCUUCGAGUCUCUGGCUCUGGUGGCAUUCGAUCGACAGAUGGGAAUCAUCAGGAAGCACAGGGACAAUCCCGACGCUCUGGCACUCUUCCGCACCUCGAGGGACAUCUUCCGCUACGCCUUCAAGCUGGACAUGAGGCCAUCCAUAUGGAAGAUCGUCUCCACGCCCACCUACCGUAAGAUGAUGCGCACCCUCAGCGAGGGCCUGGACGUGGCCCAGCGCAUCCUCGCUGACUCGCAGCAAGCCCUGGAGCAGCGUCGCCAGGCCGGCGAGCAGGUGAAUAGCCACAGCAUUAUGCAGCGGCUGCUGGAGAUCAGCCCCAACGUGGCCCUCGUCAUGGGCAUGGAUAUGCUUUUCGCCGGAGUGGAUGCCACAUCCACACUGCUCUCCGCCGUGCUGCUCACCCUGGCCAAGCAUCCGGAUAAGCAGCAGAAGCUGCGCGAGGAGCUGACAAAAAUCAUGCCCACCAAAGACUCACUGCUCAACGAGGAGACGAUGAAGGACAUGCCCUACCUGCGGGCCGUGAUCAAGGAGACGUUGCGCUUCUAUCCCAACGGCCUGGGCACCCUGCGCAGCUGCCCCGAGAACGUGACUCUCUCGGGCUACGAGGUGCCAAGCGGUACCCCCGUCCUAGUCGCCGCCAACGCCCUGAUGAAGGACCCCGCCUACUAUGCACGGCCCGACGAGUUCAUGCCCGAGCGCUGGCUGCGCGAUCCGCAGUCCGGCAAGAAGUUGCAGGUCAGCCCCUUCACCUUCCUGCCCUUUGGCUUUGGGCCGCGCAUGUGCAUCGGCAAGCGGCUGGUGGAUCUCGAGGUGGAGACCAGCGUGGCCAAGCUCAUCCGCAACUUCCACGUGGAGUUCCUGCACGAUGCCAGCAAGCCCUACAAAACUCUCUUCGUGAUGGAGCCGGCCAUAGACUUUCGCUUCAAGUUUACAGAUCUUAAAGAUUAAAGAAUUGCAGAAGUGCAGUCUGUGGUGUGACUUCCCCCCCUGUUAGAUAAGAUUAGAGUACAUACUUUAAUUAAAUUAAGCCCUCCAAUUGAUAAGGUUCGAGUGGAGCUCCCACUCGAAA
Drosophila obscura is the source of this 1721-nucleotide messenger RNA. Its product is annotated as probable cytochrome P450 12d1 proximal, mitochondrial. Lineage: Eukaryota; Metazoa; Arthropoda; Insecta; Diptera; Drosophilidae. The transcript has 3 exons. Bases 35 to 1600 code for a protein of 521 amino acids. The record is from RefSeq and is a predicted model, not a curated record. Gene Ontology annotation, molecular function: oxidoreductase activity, acting on paired donors, with incorporation or reduction of molecular oxygen; iron ion binding; monooxygenase activity.